Molecule: messenger RNA, 1411 nt
Organism: Cydia pomonella (codling moth)
Lineage: Eukaryota; Metazoa; Arthropoda; Insecta; Lepidoptera; Tortricidae
Exons: 3
Coding region: 231-1271 (346 amino acids)
Source: RefSeq, a predicted model, not a curated record
AAUUAUAUUUGUGCUUAGUCCGAGGUAGUUAUUACAUGUAGUAUCCUGAUUCCAGCGUCUAACGUCGCGAUUUCAGAGCCUAAAAAAAAAAUAACCCUACCUGGCAACACUAUGGUCACCAUACUUCAUUUUUCUGUUUUCGCGCGAUAAACUAACGUUUCGCGUCCCAUUAAAAUAAAUAGUUUUAUGUAUGGUAUUACAUAAAAGAUUUCAUAAUUUGUCUGAAAAAGAUGCUUAAAAGAGCUAGUGAAGGUGAGGAACACGAUGCACGAAGAUUGCGGAAGAUACGGAAGAUGGAAAAGAAGAUACAGAGAUACAAAGAAGCCUUGACUGCCACUGAUCCAGAAACGUUAUCAAUUUUGGAACAAGAUAGUGUGGAUGAAAAUUUCAAUAAGUCAGAAGAAGUUAAUGCUCAUAGUGACAAACCAGAAGACACCCAAGAACACAGUCAAGAACAUGAAGAAGAGGAAGUUGACAUUGAGACAGAGGAAGACCUGCCUCAAGACAUACUAGCUGCCCUCGGAGAAGGAGGACAAGAUGACAAUGCCAACUAUGGAGCUGAAAUAAAACCAGAGAUUGUUAAGAUAAUCAAUACUAUACUAACAGAUGGAAUGAAUAAAGAAAUGCAUGAAUCCUUAUCAAAAACUAAGAUCCCAAGAAACAUCAAACUGUUAGAUGCCCCAAGACUAAAUACAGAAUUUGCAGGUUUACUCAACAACUCCAUGACUAAUAGAGACAACUUACUGAAGGAUAGGCAGCAAGACCUGGGCAGAGCAAUUGCUUUAAUUACUGAAACAAUUAAUGAUCUAACCAAGAAAGAUUUUGACAAAUUGCAGGCAAUAAAGUCCCUGAGUGACAGCAUAAGAUUACUCAGUAACCUGCAUUACAAUUACACUCAAAUUCGCAGAAAGAUGAUUGCACCAUUUAUGGAUAAGUCAUUGACACAAAACCUAAGUGAAAACAAGAGGUCUGAGUUUUUAUAUUCUAAACUAGAGGAAUCAGUAAAAACGUCUUCUGCAAUGAAACGCACAAUCAACAUUCUAAAACCCAAAAACACACCAAAAAACUAUCAGAAUCCCAGGCGGCAAACCGCCCCAAACCAGUACACGCUCAGAACAAACAACAUAAAUUACAAACCAAGACCAUACCAAAGCAAUCAGACUUCAAACUACAAGCCUCAGCGCAGCCAUCAACGUCCACCUCAACAAGUGAGGUCAACCCGCCGACCAACAACAUCCCAUCAUCGAGGAGGUCGUGCGAGGUACCCAUAAAGAACUCCACACCCACUUCAGACUCAACUUAUCCUGGCGGCGUGCAAAUUAUCAGGGAAGCGUUUAAAAGAAGAUUAAUUGCAGAACGUUCAGUUGACAUUAUGAUUGCUUCAUUAUCUAAGAACUCCAUUAAACAAUAU